Durotheca rogersii is the source of this 3378-nucleotide messenger RNA. RefSeq lists its product as uncharacterized. The coding region runs from base 425 to 3250 and encodes 941 amino acids. The transcript has 3 exons. NCBI's taxonomy places the organism in Eukaryota, Fungi, Ascomycota, Sordariomycetes, Xylariales, Xylariaceae. The record is from RefSeq and is a predicted model, not a curated record.
CUCUCUAUUUCACCCAGACGAUAGGAACAAACACAUCUAUAUAUCUGCCUAUAAAUCUACGCCUAGUACUUUUCGUAUCGCCGUCUUGUGUCGACCCUAUUCGCGUCUUCCGGUUCGAGCCAAGAAAGGAACAACAAGCAAAAACUGCCGACAGGCAUAGAGCACGAUAGAGCAGGACACCACCCCUUGUGUCCGUCGUCCCUCAAGACUACCGAUAACUCCCGCUCGUUCUACUCCCUGUGCUCGCCGUGUCCCUCUGCAGUAUCAGGAAGCACAAAUAUUCGACUCCGUCUCGGCAUGGGUUUUCCCGCCUCCCGCAGCUCUUAAAGCGGUGCCGGCCAAGCACAUCUCAAGCUAGGAAUCUUACCGUCAAGCACUAUUCGUCGCUACGCUGCGGCGUGUUGCGAUAAGUGUCACAUUAGUCAUGGCUUACAAUGAUGGCAAUAACAAUAACAACUACUACUACAACUACUACAGUAGCCGUUACCAGGCGCCGCAGCAGACUGGCCAACCCUACUUAAACCACAAAGUCUCUGAUCUGUCGGACAGCGCUUACAACAACAACGAUGACGCUUCCUCCGCUCGGGUCAGGGGCCGGGAGUCCCUCGUCUCGCUCCAGUCGUCGUACGGAUCUCCACGGGUCGACGGGCCGCCGGGCGAGGACCUCUACGGAUCCGCCCCGACGUGGUCCGCCCCGUUCGUAGGAUCGGCGGGUACGACGCGGUACCAGCCCCUAUCACCGCCCAACCGCUCGACGCCGACGUCCCGACACCUCAGGAGCUUCCGCUCCCGGGCUCAUGAUACGAUCCACGAGGACGAGAGUAUAGACAUGUCGCUUCUCAGCGCCGCCGCGCCCCUAAGCCGAUCCUAUGCGCCUCACUUCCCUCCCGCUCCCAAUCCUGCUAUCCCCACAGCCACCGCUACCGCUGGUCCUCCCACCGCUCCCCCCCUCUACGACCCCGCCCCCGCCAUCGAUCUGACCUCGUUCGCGGGGCCGAUGGGCGCGCAGGACGACCCGGAGUUCCUGCGGGCGCUCCAGGCGCAGGAAGCGAGCGGCAAGCUGACGGGGGGGUUGGGCGCGGGGAUGGGCGUCCCGCAGGCGACGAUCCGGGGCCAGCAGCUGCCGCCCGCUGCGGCGACGGGGACCACCGCCCUCAAACGCACCUUCACGCGGACCUUCUCGUCACGCCAGAGCCCGCGGGCAGAGCUUAGGGAGCGCGGCCAGAACGAGGCGAACCGCCGCGGCGAGGUCAUCGAGGUGAUCUUAGAGGACGACGACGAGGACGAGGGCCGCCCCGCCGACGUCGACCUCAGCUCCAUGGCCGGCCCGGCUGCCGUCCGCGUCGACACUAACCGCUCGCGCUAUUCCCAGAUCCCCGCGCCCGCCGGCAGGCGCGAGGUGUUCUACCCGCAGCCGAAUUGGAAGCCCUUCUCGAUGAGGUGGCCGUAUCUGACGGGCCUUAUCCUGCUCUCAAUCGGCCUCGCCGUCUGCCAGGAGCUUCUGUACCAGAAGUCGGCGCGGGAGCCGCUAAUCCAGUUCCAGCGCGCGACCGACAUGGGGGCCGGCUACUACUUCGUGUUCAAGUUCCUGCCAACUAUCGUCGCGGUCACCUAUGGCGUGUUGUGGCAAGGCACCGACUUCGAAGUGCGCCGCCUCGAGGCCUUCUACCAGCUGUCGCGCGAGGGCGGCGCCCGCGCUGCCGAGUCCCUCAACGUCGACUACGUGACGCUCUUCAGCUUCGCGCGCCCCCUCCGCGCCCUGCGUCGCGGCCACCACGCCGUCGCGGUCUCCGCCGUCGCUACCUUGCUUGCCGUGUCGCUCGUGCCGACGCUCAGCGCCGCCGCUUUCGUCCUAGAACCAGACCGCGCCACGCGUCUCGUGCACCCAGACGUUGAAAAGAUAAUUGUCGUCAGCCCGCUGCUGUCGCGGCUGCUGAGCGCAACGUUCGUGGUCGCCGCGGCGCUCGGGUGCGUCCUAUCGUACCAGCUCGGGUCGCGGCGAUCGGGGCUGCUGUCUGACGUUCGCGGCAUCGCCGGCCUCGCCUCUAUGGCCGUUGCAAGCCACAUCAUGAUGGACUUCAAGGACACCGACGUCGCGCGCCCGGGCGAAAUCCACCGCCGCCUGCGUGACCGUCGCUACGCCCUGCGCAACUCAUCGCUUGUACCCGUCGACGCGGAUCCUGAUGCGGUGCCCUCGCCCUCGGCGUUCGCGAACCAAUUCGGGAACGGCGUCGACUUCGGCGACGGCGACGCCAAAAACGGCAACAUCAACACCGCCGCCAGCGAGGACGACAAAACCGGCACCGAGGACAACGGCGACGCCCAUUCGUCGAAGAACCCGCACCCGCUGAUGCUGCGCCCAGAGGGCUGCGUGCCGUUCAUCGUGGGCGUGUUCGCGUUUCUGGGGUUUAUCCCGGUGUUCCUAUUCACGCCGGCGCGGGCGGUAACGGACCGGGUGCCGUGGGUGGUAACAGCGCUCGCUGUGUGCAUCAAGCUUGCGUGGGGAGGGCUCGAGAUGGCGGUGCGCCUGCUCGAGCCAUACUAUAUCCUCUCGCGGCGGCACGCACCCCCCCGCACCCUCACCCUCGACUACACCGCCAUGCCUUUCGCCGUCGUCGCCGCCCGCGCCCUCGUCAACCGCCACUGGAUGGUCUUCCUCGUCGGCUGGGGCACCGUCCUCGUCGAGGUUCUCACCAUCUUCGUCACGAGCCUCACCACGGUCGAGGGCCAGGACUUUCUCGAUAUCGUCAGCAGCAACGGCGGCAGCGCUACUACCACCCAGAGAACGAUGGCGCGCCUCAUCCGCUCGGCAGCGGACGGAAGCGGGGGCAACGACGGCAUCCUCGAGCAGGGCCUCGGCGCGUCGUCGGAGACGGUGCUCUCGUUCACGGUGACGCUGGCGCUGACGGUGCUGAUUCUCGCGUAUCUGGGAAUCGUGGCGACUGUAGCGCUCGUGCGGCGACGGCGACCGUUUUUGCCGCGGCAGCCUAGCACGAUCGCGAGCGUGCUCGCCUUCAUGCAUCAGAGCAAGAUGCUGUAUGACUUCGUCGGUACGGCCAAGUUCACGAGUGCGCAUAUGCGCGACCGCCUCGAGGGCAUCGGCAAGACUUACGGCCUCGGCUGGUUCGAAGGGCGCGACGGCCGCACCCACUGUGGCAUAGACGAGGAGGAGCUCAUCAGCGACUACAAGCACGGCGCCGACUACUCGCGCGUCAACAAGCCCUGGCUCACCGAGUGGCAGCUCUUCUGAGGAAGUACAUGGAUGGGAAGAAGGGGCUUAGGGGGAGUCGGUGCAUCGUUAUUUUCGUGUAUGGCGUUCUGGGCAGUUCCAUGGUCACUGGUUAACGGAUGCAUUUACGAGAAGCGUAGAGGGUCUCG